This is a messenger RNA of Globicephala melas (long-finned pilot whale), 687 nucleotides long. RefSeq names its product MLLT11 transcription factor 7 cofactor (gene MLLT11). The record is from RefSeq and is a predicted model, not a curated record. Gene Ontology annotation, biological process: positive regulation of release of cytochrome c from mitochondria; apoptotic signaling pathway; positive regulation of mitochondrial depolarization. Gene Ontology annotation, cellular component: nucleoplasm; cytosol. Lineage: Eukaryota; Metazoa; Chordata; Mammalia; Artiodactyla; Delphinidae.
CGCCGCCCCUGCCGGGAAAACCCGGGAAAGCGGACCCUCGAGGAAGGCCUGGCACGCAAACUGGACCCUCCAGAAUCCCCAGAGCAGACAUCGGAGCCCUCGAAGUACUCCCUCCAUCUUUGGAACACGCUAGUAAUUCACUGAUAACAGGAAGUUAUGAGGGACCCUGUGAGUAGCCAGUACAGCUCCUUUCUUUUCUGGAGGAUGCCCAUUCCAGAACUGGAUCUGUCGGAGCUGGAAGGCCUGGGUCUGUCAGAUACAUCCACCUACAAGAUCAAGGACAGCAGCGUUGGCAAAACAACGGGGCAAGCAACCGGAGCAGAGCAGGAGAAAAACCCUGAAGGCGAUGCCCUCCUUGAGUACAGCACCUUCAACUUUUGGAGAGCUCCCAUUGCCAGCAUCCACUCCUUCGAAUUGGACUUGCUCUAAGCCCAAGACCUCUCUCCCACCACCUUGCCCUCCUUUCCUGCCCUUUCAAGCCCCUCCUUUCCACCCUUUUACCCUAUCAGUCUUGCUCUCUCCCCUCUAUUGUGUUGAGGUGGUGCUGAUGAAUCUGCCAGAGUUGUGAUUUAUUUAUUUAUUUAUUUAUUUAUUUAUUUAUUUAUUUUAUUUAUUUAUCUAUCUUUCUUUCUUAUCAGUUUCUCUCAAAAACCCUCAAGCCACAAAGUAAAGGGUUCAAGCAAUGGA